This is a messenger RNA of Notolabrus celidotus (New Zealand spotty), 2660 nucleotides long. RefSeq names its product DNA topoisomerase III alpha (gene top3a). Gene Ontology annotation, cellular component: chromosome. Gene Ontology annotation, biological process: DNA topological change. The transcript has 5 exons. NCBI's taxonomy places the organism in Eukaryota, Metazoa, Chordata, Actinopteri, Labriformes, Labridae. Gene Ontology annotation, molecular function: DNA binding; DNA topoisomerase activity; zinc ion binding. Bases 34 to 1437 code for a protein of 467 amino acids. The record is from RefSeq and is a predicted model, not a curated record.
UUUAUACCGUGUGUGUGUGUAGGCUACAACUCCAUGGGCUAUGAGAUGUCCAAACCGAACCUGCGAGCUGAGCUGGAGUCCGAUCUGAAGCUGGUGUCGGAGGGCAGGAAAGAGAAGCGCAUCGUGCUGCAGCAUCACGUCCAGAAAUAUAAGAAGGUGUUCAUCGAGUCGGCAAAGAAAGCUAAGAAGCUGGACGAGGCUCUGGUGCCGUACCUGGGAGCAGCUCAGGAGCUCCCUGAGGCGGAGCAGCAGGACAUGGAGUUCCCUCUGCCGGUCAGGAAGUGUCCUCACUGCGGGCGGGACAUGGUGCUGAAGAAGAAGAAGGAGGGGAACAGCAAGUUCCUGACCUGUGUGGGCUUCCCCGCCUGUAAGACCGCCGUGUGGUUCCCGGACACGGUGCUGGAGGUCAGCAGAGAUGACAGCGUGUGUCCGACCUGUCAGCCGCGUCCAGUCCACAUGAUGAAGUUUAAGUUUCGGCGGGGCAGCCUCCCUCCCAUGAUGCCUCUGGAGUUCGUCGGCUGUAUCGGGGGAUGUGACGAGACGCUCCGAGAGGUCCUGGACUUGAAAUACCUCAGAGCAGGUGGAGCAGGAGUGGGAGCAGGUGGAGGAGGUGGAGGUGGAGGAGGAAGAGGAGGAGGUGGAGGUGGUUAUGGAGGAGGGGGGGCAGGUGAAGGAGGAAGAGGAGGAGGUGGAGGUGGAGGAAGAGGAGACGACCCCUUUCCCCCCGCUCCAUGGCCCCCCAGACCAAAACCUCCCAGACCCUCAAAUUCAAACCCUCGGACUUCCUUUCCCCCCGUCCCCUCCUGGACCCCACAGCCAAGACCUCCACCCGGGGGCGGAGCUGUCAACGGUGACGUCAUCGUGUGUAACUGUGGGCAGGAAGCCGUCCUCCUGACCGUACGCAAAGACGGACCCAACCAAGGCCGCCAGUUCUACAAGUGCAACGCCGGCAGCUGCAACUUCUUCCUGUGGGAGGAUCAGCCGAGCCAGCAGGGGGCGCCACAGAGUCGAGGGCCUCCGCUGCAGACGCCACCGCCUCCAAGGACCUCUAUGGGGUUCAGUAACAACCACGGAGGAGGAGGAGGAGGAAGAGGAGGAGUGCCUGACGGGGGCGACGGAGGACAGACCAUGUGUAACUGUAACGAGGCGGCGGUGACGCGCACGGUGCAGAAAGACGGACCCAACAAAGGACGCGUGUUCCACACCUGCGGGAAACCCAGAGAGCAGCAGUGUGGGUUCUUCCUGUGGGCCGACGAGAACGUGCCUCCACAAGGUGUUUCAGGCGGGUCCGGUGGCUUUAAUGGAGCUGGGGACAGAGCCAAGAAAGGCCGGAGGACCCCGGCAGACUCCAGCAAACCUCCAGCUGCUAAGAAGGCUCGGACCUGUGGGAUCUGCAGCAUGCCGGGACACACGCGGGUCACCUGCCCUCAGCGGUGACGGCUGAAAAUGAAGCUCGGACUUUAAAGUGGACUUAACUUCAGUGCCUCCUCACAGGACCUGAUCCUGACGACACACCAGACCCAGAAACCCUGAAACUGUGAAGAUCCUUUACUCCAGUCCUCACUGAGGCAGAUCAAGUCUUUACACCAAGAAGAAGAAGAAGAAGAAGAACACCUUCACUCUCUGUCACCAUCAGAUCUGAUACCUCUGGUCUCCUCUGGUCUCCUCAUGUCUCCUCUAGUGUCCUCUAGUGUCCUCUAGUGUCCUCUAGUGUCCUCUGGUCUCCACAGGUCUCCUCAGGACUCCUCUAGUUUCCUCAGGUCUCCUCUGGUCUCCACAGGUCUCCGGAUCAGAUGUGACCUGGAUCAGAUGAGUCCUGGAUCAGAUGAUUCCUUUAUCAGAUGAGUCCUGGAUCAGAUGAGUCCUGGAUUAGAUGUGACCUGGAUCGGAUGAGUCAUGGAUCAGAUGAGACCUGGAUCAGAUGAGACCUGCAUCAGAUUAGUCCUGGAUCAGAUGAGACCUGGAUCAGAUUAGUCCUGGAUCAGAUGAGUCCUGGAUCAGAUGAUUCCUUGAUCCGAUGAGACCUGGCUCAGAUGAGACCUGGCUUAGAUGAGUCCUGGAUCAGAUGAGACCUGGAUCAGAUGAGACCUGGCUUAGAUGAGACCUGGCUUAGAUGAGUCCUGGAUCAGAUGAGACCUGGAUCAGAUUAGUCCUGGAUCAGAUGAGUCCUGGAUCAGAUGAUUCCUUGAUCCGAUGAGACCUGGCUCAGAUGAGACCUGGCUCAGAUGAGACCUGGCUUAGAUGAGUCCUGGAUCAAAUGAGACCUGGAUCAGAUGAGACCUGGCUUAGAUGAGACCUGGCUUAGAUGAGACCUGGAUCAGAUAGUCCUGGAUCAGAUGAGUCCUGGAUCAGAUGAGUGUGUGGCUCUCUGCGCUUCACAGAGAUCAGCUGCAGAGACUUUGUUGACGUUGUUUGUUGUUGUUGUUUGUUAAAGCAUGAUGUUGUGAUGAAUGAUGAAAGUGAAGCUCCGCCUCUAAGUGUCUUUAGCGUGCCCAGGUGUGUUACCUGUCUGAUCGUCAUGGAGACGAUCUGAUCGUCAUGGAGACGAUCUGAUCGUCAGCUGAAGGUUUUUAAGUGUGAAUAUGAUAAAAGUGUGUGUUAGCUUCUGUGCUAACCGCUAACUCUAUUUUAUUAUUGCUAAUAAAACAUGUUGACUGUGA